CACAACACCGGCAACGUUUUGUGGAGGAGCCUCAUCUCUCUUGUCUUGCCUCAAUCUGUCAACACCACCGUCACUCCUCACCAGUAAACACACCACCAAGAUUUUCACACCACCACAUUUGACACACCCACGUUUCCUUUUCUCCGCGACCUUCCCACACGAUUGUACGAAUAUCAAGCGUCCAUUGCCAGCACCAAACUCUUGACGUUUACCUACUCUCCCCUUAACCAAAUACAACAACAACAACAGCAACAACAAUCACAAUGUCCGCCGCUGCUGCUCCCACAACGGCCACUCCCCCUGUGGCCUUCAACCGCCUAAAGCAGAUUGCUACUGACGCAUGUCAAUCAGCAAUUGGCUCCGCCGAGUUCUACGACCACGCUAAGACCGAGGCAUGGAACUCACAGAUCAUCUCCUCCGUUCUGAAGGCGGUCAUUUCUGAGUCAACGCCCCAAGGCGGCUCUGCUCCCUCCUACAAGUUCGCUUGCAACUCCACCAUCGUCCAGCACCUGGUUCCUACCUCUUCCCUCAACAAGUCUAAGGGAACUUCAGCCUCCACGGAGGAGCCUUCUGUCUCCACGAGCGCCGACCCCGCGACUGCCACCGAUGGCAAGCCCCACGUUGGCCGUCGCGGCAUGCACUCCGCCACCGGUGCAUACUGGGAUGAGAAGAAGGACGGCAUGUGGUCCUACAAGUACGACGGUGGUGAGGGCAAGGGCAUGGACGUCGUUAUCAUGCUCAUCUGGGUCGCCAUCUAGAAGCCGGUGGAGCGAGAUUCGCACGUCACAGGCGGGAAAGGGGAACCAUCAAACCAGCAUGCAGAGGUUUGCCAUUCGUGCCCCUCUGUCCUCCGUCAACGGCUCGCCGAAACCUUCCACGCGGAU
Molecule: messenger RNA, 884 nt
Organism: Colletotrichum destructivum
Lineage: Eukaryota; Fungi; Ascomycota; Sordariomycetes; Glomerellales; Glomerellaceae
Product: Putative dynein light chain Tctex-1 like, Tctex-1-like superfamily protein
Exons: 4
Coding region: 264-758 (164 amino acids)
Biological process (GO): microtubule-based movement
Cellular component (GO): cytoplasmic dynein complex; cytoplasm
Molecular function (GO): dynein intermediate chain binding
Source: RefSeq, a predicted model, not a curated record